CCCAGUGACCCCGCUCACGUGACGGGCGCCCGCGGAAGGCGACAUGGGCUCCGCUCCCUGGGCCGCGCUCCUGCUGCUGGCGCUCGGGCUGCGCGGCCUCCGGGCGGGGGGUGAGUACAGCGGCGCCCCCAGCCCCGGCUCCGGCCCCGCCUGUGAGGUCCGCGUGUCCCCAGCCCCCAGGGCCCUGGACCCUGGCUUCCAGGAGCGCUACUUCCAGCAGCUUCUGGACCACUUCAACUUCGAGAGCUUCGGCAACAAGACCUUCCCCCAGCGCUUCCUGGUGUCGGGUGAGACCUCGGCCCCAGCCUCCAGAUUCUGGAUCCGGGGCAAGGGGCCCAUCUUUUUCUACACCGGGAACGAGGGCGACGUGUGGGUAUUCGCCAAUAACUCGGGCUUCAUCGCGGAGCUGGCGGCCGAGCAGGGGGCUCUACUGGUCUUCGCGGAGCACGUGGGUGCCCGGCGGAGUCACCGCUACUACGGGAAGUCGCUGCCAUUCGGCGAGCGGUCCACGCAGCGCGGAUACACGGGGCUGCUGACGGUGGAGCAGGCCCUGGCCGACUUCGCAGAGUUGCUCCGCGCGCUACGGCGCGACCUCGGGGCCCAGGACGUCCCAGCCAUCGCCUUCGGUGGGAGUUAUGGGGGGAUGCUCAGUGCCUACCUGAGGAUGAAGUACCCCCACCUGGUGGCUGGGGCGCUGGCAGCUAGUGCGCCCGUUCUAGCUGUGGCAGGGCUCGGCGAUUCCACCCAGUUCUUCCGGGACGUCACGGCGGACUUUGAGGGCCAGGGUCCCAAAUGCACCCAGGCGGUGCGGGAAGCAUUCUGGCAGAUCAGGGACUUGUUCCUACAGGGAGCCUAUGACAAAGUCAGCUGGGAGUUCGGCACCUGCCAGCCACUGUUGGAUGAGAAGGACCUGACCCAGCUCUUCAUGUUUGCCCGCAAUGCCUUCACCGUGCUGGCCAUGAUGGACUACCCCUACCCCACCGACUUCCUGGGUCCCCUCCCUGCCAACCCUGUCAAGGUGGGCUGUGACCUGCUGUUGAGUGAGGCCCAGAGGAUUGCGGGGCUACGCGCGCUGGCAGGGCUGGUCUACAACGCCUCAGGCUCGGAACACUGCUAUGACAUCUAUCGUCUCUACCACAGCUGUGCCGACCCCACCGGCUGUGGCACUGGCCCUGAUGCCAGGGCCUGGGACUACCAGGCCUGCACGGAGAUCAACCUGAUGUUCGCCAGCAACAAUGUGACGGAUAUGUUCCCUGUCCUGCCCUUCACGGACGAGCUCCGCCAGCAGUACUGCCUGGACACCUGGGGCGUGUGGCCCCGGCCUGACUGGCUGCAGACCAGCUUCUGGGGGGGUGAUCUCAGAGCCGCCAGCAACAUCAUCUUCUCCAAUGGGAACCUGGACCCCUGGGCAGGGGGCGGGAUUCAGAGGAACCUGAGCACGUCAGUCAUCGCCGUCACCAUCCAGGGGGGAGCGCAUCACCUGGACCUCAGAGCCUCCCACCCGGAAGACCCUGACUCCGUGGUCAAGGCGCGAAUACUGGAGGCCACCGUCAUUGGCGAGUGGGUAAAGGCAGCCAGGCGUGAGCAGCAGCCAGCCCUGCCUGGGAGGCCCAGACUCAGCCUCUGAGCAUAGGGUGACUGGAGGGAGGGCUCUCAAGGCUCCCUGUGGAGUGAGGAGCAGGCUGGCCCCUGCCCUGCCCUGUGUCUGCACUUUCUAGGUCCCUGAAGCUCAGCCACAGUGGCCAGCCUAGCGUGGGGGCUUUGCUCAAGAGGUGGCUGGCAGCAGAAAGGAUUGAAUAAACGUGUGAAGGCCA
Molecule: messenger RNA, 1814 nt
Organism: Callithrix jacchus (white-tufted-ear marmoset)
Lineage: Eukaryota; Metazoa; Chordata; Mammalia; Primates; Cebidae
Gene: DPP7
Product: dipeptidyl peptidase 7
Biological process (GO): proteolysis
Cellular component (GO): vesicle
Molecular function (GO): dipeptidyl-peptidase activity; serine-type exopeptidase activity
Source: RefSeq, a predicted model, not a curated record